This is a messenger RNA of Lingula anatina, 1681 nucleotides long. Its product is annotated as COP9 signalosome complex subunit 7b-like. The record is from RefSeq and is a predicted model, not a curated record. Gene Ontology annotation, cellular component: COP9 signalosome. Lineage: Eukaryota; Metazoa; Brachiopoda; Lingulata; Lingulida; Lingulidae. Gene Ontology annotation, biological process: COP9 signalosome assembly.
CUAGGUGCUCUCUAGUAUACGGAGAACGGAAAGUAGGUCAGCGGAUGACAAGCAGUGUGGUGAAGGCAUCAAGUAUCAGAAUGGCUGCCCCCACAGAGAAACCUCUCUCUGUGAACCCGUUGGAACAGUUUGUCUUGCUGGCCAAGUCCGCCAAAGGAGCUGCUGCUGUGGAAUUAGUGAAGCAAGCACUAGAGGCGCCAGGCGUUUAUGUGUUUGGAGAACUACUGGCCAUGCCACAUAUACAAGAGUUGGCUGAAGGUCCACAUGCUGCAUAUUUCAACCUGUUGAAUUUGUUUGCAUUUGGGACAGUAAAAGACUAUGAAGAAAAUAAAGCAACAUUGCCAGAAUUAACAAAUGCAAGUCUUACAAAACUCAGGCAUCUCACCUUAGUGGCUUUAGCAACUAAGUCAAAAGUCAUUCCCUAUUCAACCCUUCUAACAGAGCUAAAUAUGAAGAACCUGCGUGAGUUGGAGGACUUGAUAAUAGAAGUGAUCUAUGCUGAUAUCGUGCGGGGCAAGCUAGACCAGAAGAACCAGCAGUUAGAAGUAGACUAUGCCAUUGGUCGCGACAUAAGAGAAGAACAAGUGACAGAGAUGGUCAAUGUAUUACAAGAAUGGUGCGACAGCUGUGACAUUGUUCUAAAAGGAAUCGACUCGCAGAUCAUGAGAGCCAAUCAGAAGAAAGAAUACAACAUCAAACUGGUGCAACAAAUGGAGACAGAAAUUGCUAACAUAAAGAAGACGUUGAAGACAACGCAGCAGACUGAAGCAGACGACAACAUGGCAGCUGACAGUGGUGUGCAGCCAGAAAAACCAGCCAAGAAAGCGGCUUCAAAGACAAAGGGACUGAGAGGUAGUGCAAAAUUCUGGAAAUGAAACUGCAGCGUAUUGAAAACAGCAGUGUGAACUGUGGCUUUCAUCCAUGUACAGGCAGAUUUUUCUAUAUCAUGGAGGACAUAACAAGGAGUUAGAUAUUGACAGUUUGAGAAAGUACUAGAGGUACUUCUUCUGGCCAGCCAAAGCAAAGGAGUUUUAUUAUGUCUUUCUACAUGCAGCGUUCCUCAUUACUUGUAUGAGAGAAAGAAAACCAGUUCUUAGUAUCAUGUCUAACUUAAAGAUGGCGCCACUUUUGACAAAACUCCACAAGAUGAAAGAUGUUGAUCACCACACUUAUGACAUAUAUAGUCUAUGUUUACUAUGACUUUUCUCUCUGAAUGGCAGAAUUCCAGUGGAAAUAAAUUUUUUUAAAAAAGUAACGUAAUACCAGAUUAAUGUUACACAUCAGGUUUGAUAAAUCAUGUAAGGACUUUGUGGUUUAGAACAUUUUGAUAUGUUACAUAUGUUAAAGGCUUGUUAAACUCAUCUUUUUAUAAAUUAAAAUUUUUCUUAUUUGCUAGUCUUUAUGAUACUGUAAAAAAACAAGGCUAAUUUCUUACCAUUUCAGUAAAAAAUGCUGUAAAUUUCUAACACCGCAUUUCACUAUCUGCAAAAUAAAUGUGUAAAUACAUUAAUAAAACCACACUUUUAGUUAUAGCUUAUUUAAUAAUGAGUGAAUAGAGAAAAAAGUUACAAUUUUGACAUUUCAUUCUUUGAGUUGGUAAUUUGAAGGCACAUGGCUGACAAGCUGAGUCUGUUACUUUUAACCCUUCAUUUUCUAGAUAAACUAUUCUUUUCUGUAAUCA